This is a messenger RNA of Podarcis raffonei (Aeolian wall lizard), 6237 nucleotides long. It is a transcript of the gene ZNF423, whose product is annotated as zinc finger protein 423. The transcript is spliced from 9 exons. Gene Ontology annotation, molecular function: RNA polymerase II transcription regulatory region sequence-specific DNA binding; DNA-binding transcription factor activity, RNA polymerase II-specific. Gene Ontology annotation, biological process: regulation of transcription by RNA polymerase II. NCBI's taxonomy places the organism in Eukaryota, Metazoa, Chordata, Lepidosauria, Squamata, Lacertidae. Bases 1586 to 5563 code for a protein of 1325 amino acids. The record is from RefSeq and is a predicted model, not a curated record. Gene Ontology annotation, cellular component: nucleus.
GCUCUCUCUCCGUCUGAUCAGCGCAGGCUGUGCGGGGCUCCCUACGGGAUCAGAGCGCUCCCCCGCCGGGACUCCACUCCUCACAUCCUCCUGCUGGGACUCAGCUACAUUUCCAGCCAAGCCUGGCUUUAUUAUGUGUGUCUGCACUGCAGCCCCAGCAGCAAGAUCAGGAGGAGGAAAAAGAGCCAGGACAAAGAAAAGAGAGGCUGGCUGGCGAGAGCCGCUCAAGAAAAUUAAGAGCCAAGGAAGCGGCGGCGGCUGCGGCGGCUGCGGCGGCGGGAGCAGCGAUGAAGGCAGGCGGAUCAGGGCCACCACCUCGGCGCGAUUAACACAUGGAGGCAGCUAGCGAGCCCUGCAUCCAUGCCAAGAAACAUUUGCCUUGUUUUCAGAAGUGCGUUUGUGCGGGAGGAGGAGGAGGUGGUGGUGGUGGAGGCGGAGGCGGCGAAGGAGGACACCAGCCCGGACCGGCGGCCAGGCGCAGGGAAGGACGCGGCUCCCGAGCCACGCUGAGCUUGUGAAAAGACCCACAAAAGAGAGAGAGAGAAGGGAAAGAGGAAGGAGGGGGGGGGGGAGAGAGAGGAAUCCAACCUCACACUCCUUGAUAUAUAUUUUUUAAUUGACAGAAAGCAUCCUUCCCCAAAUAUUGUGCAUUGUUGGCCGCCCCUCUUUCGGGGAAAGCGAGCAAAACCUUUUAUUGCGAAGGAGGUCAGGGGGGAUUAAAAGCAGAGGGAGGGGGGGAAGCAGCCCAGAAAAGGAGGAGGAGGGAGAGAGCGGGGUACAUUAGACCCAAGGGGGAGGAAGAUACAGGGAGUUUUUUUUUAAUGCAACCAGGUUGCUGGAAGGGGGAGAGAGAGAGAAUUAAAUAAACCCAAAGCUGCCACCUUCUCCCCCACCUCGUAUUUCGUUGUUGCCGCUGACCCCUUUUCCGCCCCCCUCGAGCGCAAGAUCGCGCUUGUUUUGCAAAUGGGUUGCGUCGCUUUAGAAAGUCUGAACGGCGCUUAAAGAAAAAGAGAGUUGGUGGUGGGGAAGCCGGAGAAACUUUAAAUGAGGACACGCGAAGAGGAGGAGCAGUAAAGAGAGGGGUGAAAAAAAACAGGGGGGGGAAUCCCCCGAAACGUUUAAAUCGGUGUUUUUAAAAUUGUAUUUAUUGAUUUGCACCACGUCGCGUGCGCGCGUUUUUAUUUUACUCAAUUGCAUUUGAGAAAGCAGCGGGUUGUUGUUUGGGGGGGGGGCAAAGAGGGUCUCUGGCCCGGGAAAGGUCGAGGUCUUUGGGUGCCCGAAGUGGGUGUUUCUAAAAAGAAAAGAAAAGAGAGAGAAAAAAGAAGGGACUCAGAAGUUGCCGCAUUGCAACAGGCAAAGAAGUGAGAAAUCAAAUAAUCGAUCCGGGCGCUGCUGCCGCCGCCGCCGCCACCGCUUCGCCUCUUCCAGGAGCCGCCAGCAAAGUUUCAAGUGGGAGAAGGAGGAAGAGGAGGGGGGUGGGAAGGAGAGGGAAAGGAAAAGAGGGAGGGGGGAAGGAAGACGAGAAGGAGAGGAGGAGGAGGAGGAAGGAAGAAAAAAAAGAGAGGAGAAAAUCUCGGAGCUGGAAAUGUCCAGAAGGAAGCAAGCCAAGCCGCGCUCGGUGAAAGUUGAAGAAGGCGAGUCAUCGGAUUUCACUUUGAACUGGGACUCGUCCGUGACCCAAUCAGGAGGUCUUGGAGGGGAACUGGAGAAUGAUACGAGGGACAGCCGGGCCUUGGAAGAGAGGAACAGCAUUACAAGCCAGGAAGAGAGAAAUGAGGAAGAUGAAGACAUGGAGGACGAGUCAAUUUACACCUGCGAUAACUGUCAGCAGGACUUCGAUUCGCUGGCAGACCUGACCGAACACAGGGCACACAACUGUCCUGGAGAUGGCGAUGACGACCCACAACUCUCCUGGGUGGCUUCAUCUCCCUCCAGCAAAGACGUUGCAUCACCCACUCAGAUGAUAGGAGAUGGGUGUGAUCUCGGCAUCGGGGAGGAGGAAGGGGGGACCGGCCUGCCGUAUCCCUGUCAGUUUUGCGAUAAGUCCUUCAUUCGCCUGAGCUACCUUAAAAGGCACGAGCAGAUCCACAGCGACAAGCUACCUUUCAAAUGCACCUACUGCAGCCGGCUUUUCAAGCACAAGAGGAGCAGGGACCGGCACAUCAAGCUGCACACAGGGGACAAGAAGUACCACUGCCACGAGUGCGAAGCGGCCUUCUCUCGCAGCGACCACCUCAAGAUCCACUUGAAGACACACAGCUCCAGCAAGCCCUUCAAGUGCACGGUCUGCAAGCGGGGCUUCUCCUCCACCAGCUCCCUGCAGAGCCACAUGCAGGCCCACAAGAAGAACAAGGAGCACCUGGCUAAGAGCGAGAAGGACGGCAAGAAGGACGACUUCAUGUGCGACUACUGCGAGGAGACCUUCAGCCAGACCGAGGAGCUGGAGAAGCACGUCAUGACGCGCCACCCGCAGCUCUCCGAGAAGGCCGACCUGCAGUGCAUCCAUUGCCCUGAGGUGUUUGCCGACGAGAACUCCCUGCUAUCCCACAUCCACCAAGCCCACGCCAACAAGAAACACAAGUGCCCCAUGUGCCCAGAGCAGUUCUCUUCGGUGGAGGAGGUCUAUUGCCACUUGGAUAGCCACCGGCAGCCUGAUUCCAGCAACCACAGCAUCAGCCCCGACCCUGUCUUGGGCAGCGUGGCCUCCAUGAGCAGCGCCACGCCGGAUUCCAGCGCUUCGGUGGAGCGGGGCUCCACUCCCGACUCGACUCUGAAACCCUUGAGAGGGCAAAAGAAGAUGAGGUCCCUGGAGAGAGAAGAGGGUCAGUCCUGGUCGAAAGUCUCCUACAGCUGCCCGUACUGCACCAAGCGCGAUUUCAAUAGCCUCGCUGUUUUGGAGAUCCACCUGAAAACCAUCCAUGUGGACAAACCUCAGCAAAGCCACACGUGCCAGAUUUGCCUUGAAUCCAUGCCCACGUUGUAUAACCUGAACGAACACGUGAGGAAGGUGCAUAAAAACCACGCAUAUCCCAUGAUGCAGUUCAGCAACAUUUCGGCCUUCCACUGCAACUAUUGUCCAGAGAUGUUUGCGGACAUCAACAGCCUGCAGGAACACAUCCGUAUCGCUCACUGCGGGCCAGGAGCCACAACUCAAGACGGCAACAAUGCCUUCUUUUGCAACCAGUGCUCCAUGGGCUUUCUGACCGAAGCCUCUCUGACUGAGCACAUCCAGCAAACACACUGCAACAUAGGAAACUCCAAAUUGGAUUCCCCUGUUGUUCAGCCAUCACAGUCUUUUAUGGAGGUAUAUUCCUGCCCGUAUUGCACAAACUCGCCCAUUUUUGGCUCUAUUCUCAAGCUAACGAAACACAUCAAAGAAAACCAUAAGAACAUUCCACUGGCACACAACAAAAAGUCCAAAGGUGAGCAGAGUCCAGUUUCUUCUGAUGUUGAAGUGUCUUCCCCCAAAAGGCAGCGGCUUUCUGCCAGCGUCAAUUCAGUUUCGAACGGCGAGUACCCGUGUAACCAGUGCGAACUGAAGUUCUCCAGCUUUGAAAGCUUCCAGACUCAUUUGAAGUUGCAUUUGGAGUUGUUAUUAAGGAAGCAGUCGUGCCCUCAGUGCAAAGAAGACUUUGAUUCCCAGGAAUCUCUCCUGCAGCACCUCACUGUCCACUACAUGACAACCUCAACUCAUUAUGUCUGCGAGAGCUGCGACAAGCAGUUUUCAUCGGUGGACGAUCUGCAGAAACAUUUGCUGGAUAUGCAUACUUUUGUGUUGUAUCACUGCACCCUUUGCCAAGAGGUUUUUGACUCCAAGGUAUCUAUCCAAGUGCACCUGGCAGUGAAGCACAGCAAUGAGAAAAAGAUGUAUCGGUGUACAGCCUGCAACUGGGAUUUUCGGAAGGAGGUGGACCUCCAGAUCCACGUGAAGCACAGUCACCUGGGCAACCCUGCAAAGUCUCACAAGUGCAUCUUCUGUGGAGAGACGUUUAGCACCGAAGUGGAGCUGCAGUGCCACAUCACGACCCACAGCAAAAAGUACAACUGCAAGUUCUGCAGCAAAGCCUUCCACGCCAUCAUCUUGCUUGAAAAACAUUUGCGGGAGAAGCACUGUGUCUUUGAUGCCAGUGCUGAGAAUGGAACAGCCAAUGGCACCGUGCCGGCUAGCAAGAAGGCAGAAUCUGCCGAUAUCCAGAACAUGUUGAUGAAAAAUCCAGACACUUCAAACAGCCACGAAGCUAGCGAGGAUGACGUGGAUGCUUCGGAGCCCAUGUACGGCUGCGAUAUCUGUGGGGCGGCUUAUACGAUGGAGGUGCUUUUGCAGAACCACCGUCUGAGGGACCAUAACAUCAGGCCAGGGGAGGACGACUGUUCCAGGAAGAAAGCAGAGUUCAUCAAAGGGAGCCACAAGUGCAACAUCUGCUCAAGGACCUUUUUCUCGGAGAACGGCCUCCGGGAGCACAUGCAGACCCACCGAGGCCCAGCAAAGCAUUACAUGUGCCCCAUUUGCGGGGAACGCUUCCCGUCCCUCCUGACCCUGACGGAGCAUAAAGUCACUCACAGCAAGAGCUUGGAUACAGGGACGUGCCGGAUCUGCAAAAUGCCCCUGCAGAGCGAAGAGGAGUUCAUUGAGCACUGCCAGAUGCACCCCGACCUCAGAAACUCCCUCACCGGAUUCCGCUGUGUUGUCUGCAUGCAGACGGUCACCUCGACUCUCGAGCUGAAAAUCCACGGAACAUUCCAUAUGCAAAAAUUGGCAGGGAACUCUGCGGCGUCUUCUCCCAACGGCCAGGCCUUGCAGAAAUUCUACAAGUGUGCUCUUUGCUUGAAGGACUUCAGGAACAAGCAAGACUUGGUGAAGCUGGAUGUUAAUGGUCUGCCGUAUGGCCUGUGUGCUGGGUGCAUGACCAGGAGCACCAAUGGACAGUCCAUGGGCAUGACCCCACCAGAAGUUAGCGAAAGACCUUGUGGUAGCCUGAGGUGCCCGGAGUGUAGUGUCAAAUUUGAAAGUGCCGAAGACUUAGAAAGCCACCUUCAGUUGGACCACCGAGACCUGACGCCUGAGACCAGUGGCCAGAAGAAGGGUACCCAGACAUCCCCUGUUCCCAGAAAAAAGACCUAUCAGUGCAUCAAGUGUCAGAUGACCUUUGAGAAUGAAAGAGAGAUACAGAUCCAUGUUGCAAAUCAUAUGAUUGGUGCAGCCCCAGCCCCAAAUGGUGAGGCCUUGCAUUCUUUUCCAGCUCCUGGAUUACUGGAGAGGAGGAUUAUGAAAAAUGCUAUUACAGAGGAAGGCAUCAAUCAUGAGUGCAAGCUGUGUAACCAGAUGUUUGACUCUCCGGCAAAGCUCCUGUGUCACCUGAUUGAGCACAGCUUCGAGGGGAUGGGAGGCACAUUCAAAUGCCCUGUUUGUUUUACAGUUUUUGUACAGGCAAAUAAAUUGCAGCAACAUAUCUUUGCUGUCCACGGGCAAGAGGAUAAAAUUUACGAUUGCUCCCAGUGUCCACAGAAGUUCUUCUUUCAGACCGAGCUUCAGAACCACACGUUGAGCCAGCACGCUCAGUGAGCCCCUGGCACUACAGGACACCUCUCUGCAGAAGACUUGACGGAAGCUCAGUGGGGAGGACCAUUUGAACAUUACAUCCAAUCAAAGUGUCAUUUGCAACCCAGAUGUAAAACUCUAAUGAUUUGGCCAUGAGGCGCUGCUAUUAUAAGCAGCUGGAAAUGAAUAUUAAUGGAAGAGAUUAAAAGUAUUCCAUGCGCAGUAUUUUUUAUUGUCCUGCUUGAGCUUAGUGUACUUUAAAGCUUCUGCUUCUGACUGAAUUUAUAGUUGCUAGAUAGGAAUCUGCUUUGAUGCUCUUGCCCUUUGUUGCUUCUUGUAUUAUACGGAUAGUCCAAGAUUUUAGGAGUGGUUUUUUUUCCCCUCUUCCCCUUUCCUUUAGUUUUUUCUCCCCCGUUUAACUGCUUUUUAAUUGCGAUUUUAGGUAAUUGUGCGUCGUGAUGUGAUGGCUUGGCUAUUGUCUGAAUAUUUUUUUUACACUUUUUUGGGUUUAUUUUUUUUUUAACAAUUGAAGACUAAUGCUUUGAUUGGAUUUGCCAGUUCACCGGACAGUGAUUAAAAAAAAAAACCCUAUGUAAUGAAUAUCAUCGGUUUCAGUGCAACUGGAUGGUCUGCUUUAUAAAUGUGACUUAAUCUGAUUGCAUUUAACUAAUACAGUUCAAUAAAGGGAAUACAUUGGA